Molecule: messenger RNA, 390 nt
Organism: Lactuca virosa
Lineage: Eukaryota; Viridiplantae; Streptophyta; Magnoliopsida; Asterales; Asteraceae
Source: the annotation of a GenBank genome assembly
AUGAAUUUCAAGCUAUUUUGGCUGAGGCAGAUAAACCCAAGAAAAGGAAAAAAGGGUCAAAGAAACCUUCUAAGAAAGACUCUACGAAAGAAGGAACUUCUAAGACUUCGAAACCUACAUCUAAGAAGUGAAAGGCUCCCACUACCUCUACUGCUGCACCAAAGCGAAGGAAGCAAACCGCUAGAAGGAGAAAGUCUCCUACUCCUACUCCAUCUCAGAGUGAAGACGAAAAUUCAGAUUCUAAUACCGAGUCGGAGAUUCGCAUUGAGGAGGAUCCCCAUGUUCGCAAUGAAGAAGAUGAACCCAUUCGCACUAAAUAAUAAGAACACGUUCGCAAUGAGGAAGAAGAACAAGUUCGCACUGAGACCCCGUUUCCUAAUCGUGAGGUAA